AUGAUUAAAUUUUUUGGGAUUGUGAUUUACAUCUUCUUCAUAUUAUCAGUUGUUGGCCCAAUCUAUUCAUUUUUGACAUUUUAGCCCAAAAGAGCCUAAGAGUUUUGGUCUCGAUUAGCUGUCAAGACAUUGCGACUGCAAUUCAGAUAUUUGCCAAACUCGAAAUAAGUGCAAACAAAUAAGAGAACAAUGUUACUAUUCAACCACAGAACCCAGGGAGAUUUCUUUAUCCAUGACGUGGUUUCUCAAUUUAGUGCAAAUUUCUUGGCAAGAUGGAUGGUGGCAGUAGCAUUUCCAAUGCUGGCUAUAUUCCAAUAAUUGUUUACACAAUCAGUCUGGUUUUUCAGGAGAGGAGGCAACGAUCUGAAUAACUUCUUUAAAUGGAUUGAUAACAAAUUCGACAAAGCCACAAGACCGAACUUGCUAGUCUAUCCGGAAGGUCACAGAAUGCACGACAGUGACAAAGUCGGCAAGAUGAAGAAUGGAAUGCUUCAAUAUGCGUAUGAUCGAAAAAUAGAUACACAAAUCAUCAUCGUUUUGGGUAUCGAAAAAGCCUUUAAUGAGAAAAAAUUCCAUGUAAAUUUGGGACCCACUCAGAUUUCAAUCAAGGUAGAUGAAAUAAUCAAACCUGAUAAAUUUGCUACUUUUGAAUUGUUUGUUGAACACAUUUAAGCAAUGUUUAGGAAGAAUUUUGAAGAAACCUAUGAUUAUUAAUAUAAACAAUCAUGA
This is a messenger RNA of Paramecium tetraurelia, 729 nucleotides long. RefSeq lists its product as uncharacterized. The transcript has 4 exons. NCBI's taxonomy places the organism in Eukaryota, Ciliophora, Oligohymenophorea, Peniculida, Parameciidae. The record is from RefSeq and is a predicted model, not a curated record.